Clarias gariepinus (North African catfish) is the source of this 659-nucleotide messenger RNA. Its product is annotated as C-C motif chemokine 4 homolog. The transcript is spliced from 3 exons. Gene Ontology annotation, cellular component: extracellular region. NCBI's taxonomy places the organism in Eukaryota, Metazoa, Chordata, Actinopteri, Siluriformes, Clariidae. Gene Ontology annotation, molecular function: CCR chemokine receptor binding; chemokine activity. The coding region runs from base 105 to 410 and encodes 101 amino acids. Gene Ontology annotation, biological process: neutrophil chemotaxis; cellular response to tumor necrosis factor; monocyte chemotaxis. The record is from RefSeq and is a predicted model, not a curated record.
AUCUCUGGGGAUCUCCGAUGAUAUAAACGCGAAAACUUUCGCGGCAACGAUACAAAAACAGGAAGUUACGUCACGCACCAUAAACUCUGUGUGAAACUUCAGUCAUGUCCUCUUGUUCUCUCCCGCUGGUUCUCCUGGUUCUCAUAUGUGUUCAGUCCUUCACACUGGCCCUGGCUCCAAACGCACCAGAUAUAUGCUGUUUCACGUUCCAGAAGAGAAAGGUGCCUGUACAGCUCAUUACUAAGUAUGACGAAACUUACCCUUCCUGUCCAAACCCUGGAAUCAUUUUUACCAUGAAGAGCGGUCGUCGUGUGUGUGCAGACCCCAGAGAUCAAUGGGUGAAGGAUCACAUGAAUAACAUUGACCUGCGCCUUUAUGGAGGCACAAACCAAACUCAAGCGAGUGGUUAAAUAAAUCCUCCAUCAAUGCAUAAUUACUACAAACUGCACUUUCUAUAUAUCGAGAAUGGUUCUCUUGAAAGCGCUUUCUGUAUGCUUGGCCAAGUGUUUAAAUCCUCCCUCUAUCAAUAGAUAAUUACUACAAAAUGCACUUUGUUUAUGAAUUGCAUGCUGGUUUUGGACAGGAGGAUUACAACUUUUUGCAUAAAAACAUUUAAUCAAGUACACUUGCUCGAAACAUUAUAGCAUUAUUUUGCUCAA